GUGUGUGCACAGGAAGACUUGAUUGGUGUGGGGUAAGGAGAGGGUGAGGAGAGAGAGACUGAGAGAGAGGGGAGGCUACCCUCUUCAAAGGACCUCUCAGACUCUACACGUUAAUGAGGGAUUUAGACCCUGAAGCCCUCAGACCCUGACAGCUACACACAGGCAGAAGGACGAGCACACAAACAGACGGACAUACACAGAAAAAUACAUACUUUUUGGGUUUGAAAUGACGUGGCGUGAGCUACGCAGUCGGCAAUUCUGGUGCGCCAUCCUUGCUGAGCUGCUCGGCACCAUGAUCCUAGUGAGCGCUGUGCUGGGGGCCUCUGUGCCGGGCCCGGGAGAGGCCUCCACGGGACCCCUGUACCCAGCAGUGGCAGUAGGGGUGUCAAUUAUUGCGCUGAUACACUGUUUUGGAGAAAUAAGCGGGGCACAGGUGAACCCUGCAGUGACUCUGGCUCUGUUGGCCACUCGUAGGCUGGAUGUUCUCAGGGCCGUUGUUUAUAUCGCUGUACAGUGUUUGGGGGCCACUUUAGGAGCCGGGGCCCUCUACCUGGCCCUGCCAGUCAAAUCCACUGCAGACAUCUUCGUCAACAGGGUUCCCAUAGAGCUGAAUGCAGCCCAGGCUCUGGGCAUGGAGGUGUUGUGCACCUUCCAGAUGGUUUUCACCGUUUUCUCAGUGGAGGAUCAGCGACGGAGGGAAAGCACAGAACCAGGAAACCUCGCCAUAGGAUUAGCCCACACUGCUGGAGUGCUAAUAGCGGGGCGCUUCUCCGGUGCCAGUAUGAACCCUGCACGCUCUCUGGGUCCAGCCAUCAUCACGGGUAAAUGGGAAAACCACUGGGUUUAUUGGCUUGGCCCGGUGAUGGGCUCCAUACUGGCAGGAGUGUCCCAUGAGUUCUUCUUUGCACGCAGCGCCUCUCGCCAGAAGUUUAUGGCAUGUCUGACCUGUAAGGACAUCGAGAUUGUUGAGGCGGCCAGCAUCACGGGAUCGUCUCUGUCCACAGUCACACAGAACGCCAUCAGAGCCAAACAGGCCAACAACUGAGGACACAAGCAUGAAGAAACACAUACAUACAUACCCCUACACACCCACACACCCACACCCCUCUCCCCCCCCACACACACACACACACACACACAAACGAUUUUGUAAAGAUGCAUAGUGUGCAGGUCUUCAGAACAUCAGGCUUUUAUUUAAACAAUAACCAAAACUAUAUCUACAGAUGAAGUUAGUGUUGGGACAAUCAUUUAAUAUUCCAGUUAAAACGUUUUAAAGCACUUUAUGAAUGAAAUGAAGAAAUAGUAAACAUAUUACUUGAAUGAAAGUGUUAACAGCUCAAGAGCAAAUUCAAUUGUCUUUUAAUUUUAACAUUGACUUUUGUUGAUCUCCGGCUUUCUUUCAAACAGUUCAUGUGAAAAAACAUUACACCCCGAAAUGCAUUAUCAUGUUAAUCAAUUCAUAUUUUAUUCUAAAAAUGUCCAUCGUUAUUUCCAAAUCCUUAGGUUCUGUUGGGUUAUCACUGAUAUUUAGUUUACAUUUACAUAAUACAUUUUAGAAACUGGAAUCCUUAAAUGUAAAUAUAUCUAUAACCAGAACAGGUGAAUAUUGAGUGAGACAUUACUGAUUGAUUUACAUCAAUGUAAUUUCCAAAAACUGAUUUGCAUCUGGUGAAAAAAGCUAUUUCUUCGAUAUUUUAAGCAUCGCAGGCUCUGCCUUAGACAUUGCUAUAAAGAGAUGAAGCCAAUAUUUUGACAAAACAAUAUUACUCAGAAACAGCCAUAUUUUACGAGUUGACUGUAGAAAAAAAGUGGCUAGGAGGUCAGGGCAAAUGUUGUUGAGUAAAAAAGUACGGAUUACAUUUACAAAAUAGUAGAUUAGAAGGUAGCACAACAUAAAAAUACUUCACCAAAGGGAUCAGAACCUGGAAACGUUGUCAAACAUGCAGUAUCAUGUUAUCAACGGAAAUAACAGGACGUAAAAUGUGCCGUUCUGCUGAAUUACGGCCACUUUUAGAUUUUUAGGGAUGAUGAUAAUGUGUGGUAUAAUAAUAGACACAAGUAGAGAAGAGUAAUACAUUCUGCAAAUUAUUUAGUGAAAAAAUAAGAACAAACAAAUAAACAAUAGCUAAUGGUUAUGGUAAACUAAGUACCAUAAACCCUAGAGAAUAUUUGGCUGGUAUAUUUUAUUGAUCAUGAAGUUAAAUGUAAAUUAUUUGGCACGAUUUUAAGUUAGUAUUUUUGCAAAGCAUCAUGUCCCUGCAGGUAUCGUUUUUAUUUUGUAUGUUUUAACUGUGCUGUCGGUAAGUUUAAACAUUCUAUGUUGUUUAGGUGGUAAUAAGAAGGGCAACAAAGGGAAGGAUGAUUUGAAACCGUCACUGAGUUCACCUGACACAUUAUAGAGUGCUAUCCUUUCAAUGUCUCGCCUGAAGCAUUACCGGUAUAUUCUGCAGGCGACACUUUCUGGAUAAAACUCAUCUUUCCCUGCUGCUUUUGUUUUGAGACAAAGCUGCAUUUAAAGGGGCUGAAUGCGUCCUCUGGAGGUCCUGGUUGGCUGUCAUUGCUGCAUGUAGAGAUGCAGGCAAUAUUGUGAAAUUCAAUAUUGUUACUUUCAAAUUUGCACAUCAUUAAAAUAUAUAAUGGAGACUCAUUAAAACCCAGCAGAAAAACACUCUUAUGUUUGCAAUUUUUAGUUUCAUCCCGCAGCUGUGAAUGCUUUGAAAUGCUAAAGAGGUCCUUGCACUGCAUUGUGGGUUCAAUGAUUCUCCAAAAUGUCUGUCAUGUUGGUGUCUGUUAUAACGUAUAAGGCGUUCUAUUCACAAUUUAAUGGGUCUUCAUACCUCUGUAAUGGCUCCAAAGAAAGGACACCUUCAGUGGAAAUAAGCUUUGUAAUCUGAAGUGUGUGUGUUUUUGUGUGUGUAAGUGUGUGUGUGAGAGAGAAAUAAUACCUUUUGCUUUUAUGAAA
This is a messenger RNA of Notothenia coriiceps (black rockcod), 2962 nucleotides long. Its product is annotated as aquaporin-4. Gene Ontology annotation, molecular function: water channel activity. The transcript is spliced from 6 exons. The record is from RefSeq and is a predicted model, not a curated record. Gene Ontology annotation, biological process: transmembrane transport; water transport. Gene Ontology annotation, cellular component: plasma membrane. The coding region runs from base 227 to 1045 and encodes 272 amino acids. Lineage: Eukaryota; Metazoa; Chordata; Actinopteri; Perciformes; Nototheniidae.